Amphibalanus amphitrite is the source of this 5872-nucleotide messenger RNA. RefSeq names its product NAD(+) hydrolase sarm1-like. Gene Ontology annotation, biological process: signal transduction; negative regulation of MyD88-independent toll-like receptor signaling pathway; response to axon injury. The transcript has 12 exons. Gene Ontology annotation, molecular function: protein binding; NAD+ nucleosidase activity; signaling adaptor activity. Lineage: Eukaryota; Metazoa; Arthropoda; Thecostraca; Balanomorpha; Balanidae. The record is from RefSeq and is a predicted model, not a curated record. Bases 493 to 5343 code for a protein of 1616 amino acids. Gene Ontology annotation, cellular component: dendrite.
GCCGGUCGGUGGGUGCGCAGUCCGUGACCUUCGCCGUCCCAGCUGCACAUGUGUCCGCAGCCGGUAGCGGGGUUCGUCGAUCCGCACGUGCGUCGGUAACGCCGAUCGUCGGUUUAGCAGUGUUGACAGUGUCGGUGUCACGCUCACGGGCGAUUGUCGGCGGAACGGACGCUUCCGUGAAUCUCCGUCCUGAUUCUGUCGAGACGGGCAUACACAUCUGCACGCUUCCUCUGCAGUCUACGCGCGCUGGGCCGCUGCGAUUCGGUGGCCUCAGGCCCGCCGCUCGCGCUCGCGGUCCGCUUCCUGUGCGCCUGCGCGCUGCGUCGCGGCGCCGGCUCCACGUGCGGCAGCCGGGCGCCGAUUGGUGGCGGUGGCUCCGCCCCGGGCCGCGCGGCGCUCGGCCCGGGUGGAGGUAAACAGGUCCGGUAUUCGCGGCGUGGUCAGUGCGCGAGUGCCGCCGAGUGUGGGCGUGUGAUGUGUUAGUGGAGCAGAAUGGGAGAGACCCGUCAGGACGCGGUGGCCACGGCGCCGCCCGAGCACGAGGACGCUGAUCCAAUGGCCGGGCAGCCGCCGUCUCCGCCACCCCCUGCCCACGCUGCCGACACGGAGUCCCCGCCGGCGGCCGGCGAUCAGGCGAGCACCACCAGUGCGCCGAGAGCCGGUAGCGAGGGCCGUGCUGCUAGUGAGGGGCGCCCGAGCACAGCUACAGGUCUGCGGCGUGCAGGUAGUGAAACGAAGAGCAACCUUCCCGUCCCCAUUGGUUCCACCAUGCCCGGCAAAGAGCGUCCUAAGAAGGACGACAAGAAACUCCUCAAAGGCCUCCAGAUCUUCAAGCGGUCCAAGAGCAAGCCGUCGCUGCACCCGACGCCGUCGAUCACCGCUGCGGUGGACGCUGACGCUCCCGCAGCUCCCGGUGCGAGUACCCCGGUGUUCACCCCCGCCUCCCCCACGGUGACCAGCGCCGCCAGUCUGGACCCGUUGAUCGGCUCCGAGUCGCCGCCGGCGCCGGCUCCGACGCGGCGCAGCAGUGUCACCCCCAUCUCGCUCUCGAGGAUCGUGGGCGACGUGCCGGAGCCAGAGCCGGUGACCUGCGACGCGGCGUCGGUCGACGGCUCCUCCGCGACCCCGAGCACGGACACUGAGCUCAACGGCUUCCACGGCGCCAUCAACGGCGAACUGGCCGAAAAGCUGCGCAAGGUGGAGGAACUCGAGCGAAAGAUCAAACGCAUGAAGGAGGACGUGGAUCGCGCGACCGAGCGCAAGCGGCGUCAGGAGGAACUCGACAGCAAGAUCAUCGAGGCGCUCAUCUUGGAGAAAAUGCAAGGCAUGGGACUACUCAAAAGUCAGAUGACGGACGUUGAGCCAGAGAUUACUCAGCCGGAGACUCCGACCCCGCCUAACGGCCUCUCCACUACAGACGGCAAGCUGGGACCGCUGGCCAAGCUGGGCCACCUGACCAGCGCCGCCGACACCCUCAGCGCCAAUACUCAGAUUUCUUCCGCGAACGCCGCCAACGCGUCGGCGCGGAUCGCCAAGCGAUCCAACAUGGUGGCGCGCGCGACGGCUGCCUCCACCUCAGAGCUGACGGCUCAGCUGGGCGGCCAGCUGACUCAGGCGCUCACCACGCAGAGUGAGCAGCAGAACUUCAACCGCAAGGUCUCCCAGUCGAGCAUCGCCAACGGAGCCAUCAGCGACGCCUCGCGGCUGGCGGCCACCACCACCAAGGCGGUGGUGGCGCCGGUGACCACCGCCCUGGAGGCGCAGGCGCAGGCCGUCAAGGCGCUCCAGAGUAAGGCGUCCGCCACCUCCAUGGCCAUCUCGGCCGACGCCCGGCAGCUGGCCGACAGCUUCGACUCGCUGAAGAAGCUGUCCGACCGGCUCCCGGACUCGCUAUCCAUGGAGAAGCUGAACGAUCGCGACCUCCUCAACAUCAACCUGACCAGCGGCGACAACGCGCCGCGCGACCCCAACGUCAAGGUGUUUGAGCACAACCAGACCUUCUCCUCCAGUAACAAGAAGCUGGUGACGAACGACUUUAGCACCGAGGAGGCGACGGCGAACCGGGAGGAGACCACCCACUUGCAGGAGGGCGACAACUCGUACAGCGAGAAGCAGGCCAGCUCCGACAUGCGUGCCAAGCUCGAGAUCAACGGCAUCACGGCCGAGAAGGGCCUCUCCACUAGACAGGAGGAGCGGCACAUUGCCACCGGUGACGUGACACACGACGAGUCGCGCUCGGCGGCCGUGGCCGGCGCCAAGAUAUCGACGGGCGGCUUCAGUGCCGAGAAGGUGUCGAUGGCGGACGACCAGCAGAGUCAGACGGUCACCUCCGUGGGUGUAGUCAACAAGGAGCAGCGCAGCACGGCCGCCACCCGCUCCCGAAUCACCAUCAGCAAACAACAGGGAGUGACGACGCCGACCAGCCCGGCGGUGGCGCAGGCAGUCGAGGAGCUGGAGUGUCUGGAGCGCAGCACCGACCCGCUGGAGGCGGCGCGGGUGCUGAACCGCUGCUCGCAGCAGGUGUCGCAGAUGCUGCGCGGCGUGAAGGCGUUCUCGGCGUCCCAGCCGCAGCAGAAGGCCAGUGUGAUCGAUCAGAUGGACGCGGUGAUGACCCGCGCCUGGACGGUGCCCUCGUACGGCCAGGAGCUGGGCAACUCGCUAUGUAACGUCAUUCGCGACAGCGGCGGCCUGGACGUGCUCAUCAGCUCGGUGAACACGGGUGUCAAGGAGAUGGACCUGAAGAGUGCGCGCGUUCUCGGCCAGUGUCUGACGACCGAGAACCGGCGGUACGUGGUCGAGCGAGGACUGGACAGCGUCGUGCAGACGGCGUGUCGCACCUGCUCGGAAAAGUCGGACAAUGAGGAGUCGCGCGUGGGCUCGAAUCUCCUCGAGAACCUGUUUAGGCACAGUGAGGACACGUGUAGUGCUGUGGUGCGGAUGGGCGGUCUGGACGCCGUCAUCACGCAGUGCAAGAACAAAGACGUGGAGACGUUGCGGCACUGCGCGUCGGCGCUGGCCAACCUGGCGCUGUACGGCGGGCCCGAGAACCAGCAGGCCAUGAUGAAGCGCGAGGUGCCCACCUGGCUGUUCCCGCUCGCCUUCCACAAUGACGAUAACAUCAAGUACUACGCGUGUCUGGCCAUCACCUCGAUGGUGGCCAACAAACAGCUCGAGGCGGCCGUGCUCAAAUCGGGUACACUGGGGCUGGUCGACCCGUUUGUCACAUCACACGACCCCAGCGAGUUCUCCAAAUCAGCCGUGUCGCAGCUCAAGGGCCAGGGCCAGUCCAAGAACUGGCUCCGCCGCCUGGUGCCCGUCCUCUUCUCCAAGCGGGAGGAGGCCCGCAAGCUGGCCGCCUUCCACUUCUGCAUGGAGGCCGGCGUCAAGGUGCAGCAGGGCUGUCCGGAGAUCUUUGACGAAAUCGGCGCCAUCGAGCCACUGAAGCAGGUGGCGAGCUCGCCGAACGCUGUGGCCAGCAAGUACGCCGCCCAGGCGCUGCGCACGCUGGGCAAGGAGGUGCCGCACAAGCUGAGCCAGCAGGUGCCACUAUGGAGCGUCCAGGACGUCAAGGAGUGGGUCAAACAGAUCGACUACGCCUCCUUCUCCGACGCUUUUGAAGAGUCCCGUGUCGACGGCGAUCUUCUCCUGCGCAUGUCGGAGAACAUGCUGACCAACGACAUCGGCAUCUCCAACAGCAUCUUGUGCAAGCGCUUCAUGCGCGAGCUCAACAACCUAAAGAAGAUGGCCGACUACGCCAGUUGCGACUCCACCAAGCUGAACGACUUUCUGCGGGAGAUUAACCCCGAGUUCAGCACAUACACGUACCCCAUGCUGUCGGCAGGAGUUGACAGGGACUACCUCAGGUAUAUCACGGAUGAUCAGCUGCUCCAUGAAUGCAGUAUAGCCAACUCAAUACACCGAAAGCAAAUACAGCAGGCCAUCUUAAACGAGAGCGCGCCUCCGGAAACCGAGGGCGACAUGAGCAAAACGCUCGACUGUUUCAUCUCGUACCGUCGCUCGAACGGCUCGCAGCUGGCCUCGCUGCUGAAGGUGCACCUCAACCUGCGCGGCUUCUCCGUCUUCAUCGACGUGGAGCGGCUGGAGGCGGGCAAGUUCGAUAACAACCUGCUCAACUCGAUCCGACAGGCCAAGAACUUCAUCUUGGUGCUGACUCCGUCGGCGCUGGAUCGGUGCAUACAGGAUUACGACCAGAAGGACUGGGUGCACAAGGAAGUAUGCGCAGCGCUACAGUCCAAGUGCAAUAUCAUUCCAAUAAUCGACAACUUCCAGUGGCCUGAAGCGGAGGAGCUGCCGGAGGACAUGCGGUCCAUCGUCACCUUCAACGGCGUCAGCUGGAUCCACGACUACCAGGACGCCUGCGUCGACAAGCUGGAGCGCUUCAUCCGCGGCGAAGUGGACCGACCCGACGGCCGGGGACUGAGGUCACCGCGGCCGCUGCGCCACAGCCCGCUGCUGAGCGGCCUGCAGCACCCGAGCCGGCCCGGCUCCCGCUGCCAGAGCCCGGCGCGCCUCACACCGGCGCCGUCGCCGCUGCCGCGCCGGCCGCGCCGCUAUCAGAACCGGCUGGACGUCACUGCGGCCGCCAUGGCGCGCAGCAGGAGCGUGGACGCCAUCCUGGACUCUGACCGGCGCGGGCGGCGGCCGCCGGCGCGCGGCGAGUCGGAGGAGAGCUACCAGGGCAGCGGCGGCGGCAGCCCCGCCCAGAGCCGCGAGGGCACGCCGCCGAGCGUCACCGACGGCCUCUCCUCCGAGGACGGACUGGACGAGGUGGACCUGCCCUCCAUGAACGGACGCUCCUCGGGAGAGGAGUCUGAGGAGGGGCGCCGCCUGCCGCGCGCCGCCCCGCAGGAGGAGGAGUCGCCGCCGCGCCGCCUCAGCCAGCGGCGCUCCACCUCCCUGGCGUCUCACGAGGACGUGCUACGUGCCGAACUGACCGACAGGCGCGCCUCGGAGGACAGCCCGCGGCUCGUGGAGGCGGUCGGACCGGCCGCCAAGCCGGCCAACGGGCUGCGCCUGUCGGUGCCGGCCGCCGGCGGGGCCCAGCAGCGUCCCGCGCAGCCGCGCACCCUGCCCCGCUCGACGCGGCUCGGUCGCAGCCGGCAGCCGCCCAAACUGACCCUCAGCGCGCCGUCGCCCGACUCGCCCAAGUCGCUGCCGUCGUCGUCGCCGUCGCUGUCUACCGGCUCGGGAAGAGCGCCAUCUACCGGCUCGCGCGGCAGUAGAAGUUCGGACAUUUUUCGCCAGAACCGGCUGCGUAAGUCGAACCUGGUCGAGCGUGCGUUCGAUAAGGUGCGUUCCAAGAUUACCAAAGAGAACAAAUAGCCAGAUGGGUGUUGCAGCUGCUCGCCCCGCCCCUCAAUUCCACUCCUCAACACCGCUCGUAACUUUUGCACGGAGCGGUCCGCGCCGGCCGCUGCCUCUUCAGCGCACUGGCCAUUUUAAUCGUGUAUGUUUUGGUGUUAGCGUUACCUGGCAAAGCGCUAGACCGAAUGGCAAUCGUAAAGCAAUGAUGCUUGUUAACGCGCGGGUCGCAGGCUGCGAACGAGAACGCUGUGCCCCUGCGCGGCUGUACAGUGGUGAUUGCGAUUAUUAUAUGACGUUUAUAUUUAAACUCAUCCGACUCGGCGAAAUGCGCGGCCACUCAGUGCGAAAAACAAACGCCGUGUGUGUUGGCGCCGCUCCGAAUCACGGAGUCAUGUGCCGCCGCAGUGUCGGCCGCCGCGGCCCUCCUCACUCAUUCGUCGUCGUGCCGCGCAUCCAUGCCUUUCACCGUGUGACCUGUCAUGUUCAUCCCACUCGCAUGCAUAGACCGUGCCUGUAUAUCAUCGUGAGAAUUAAAUCGUAAUGUGUA